AUCGAAUCAAAUAAACAAAUGUAUCGAUCAGUAAUGGAAGAAGUGGCACGUUUUUUGGACCGAGCCCAUAAGAGCCUGAUUAUUCUUCACCAGAAGAACAAAUCCAAGGACAAAACUAAUGCUCGUGUACCACGAAGUAGAAGCGUUCAUGCAGUUGAUACUACUACGACGGAUUGUUCACCUAAUCGUGGCAAUUCGACAACAUCGUCAUCGUCAUCGUCAUCUGGAUCAUCGUCAUCUCGUUUUACAAGAGCCAAAUCGGUCAAUCAGAUAUCAGGUGGUUCAGCAUUUCGUGAAUUCACUUGGUCAGUUUUACGUCGCAAUCAAAAUACUAAUUCGGAUAAUAACAAUGCACAACAACAAUGCUGCGAACAAUCUUAUCAGGAAGACAAAAAAACAAUAACAGAUGAUGUAUCCUAUAUGAAACCUAAACAAAUGGAAUUGAAUCCUGAUGACGUACCACCGGAAAAAUUGUCUCAAGAAGCAUUUAGGUUGAUGAGAACGGUACAAUCCUUGUUAUCAAUGAGAGAACCAGACCUAUCUAGAGUAUCACCAUACGAUGACAGUGGAAUAUCACCAUCACCGACAAGUAAUCAUUAUCAUCAUCAUCAUCAUCAUCACCAUCAUCGUCACGAUAGUUCUUCAAUGUCACAAGGAGAUAAUUUCAUGAACAACACGUCGUCAAUAGUAGUACAAGAUGACAAUUAUGUUAGAUGCAUCGAUGAAAGUGAACGUGAACUUGUCAAUGAAACUAAUUGUUUGGAAUAUCAAAAUCGAGAUGACAAUUGUCAAACGAAAUUAUUAUCAUCUAGUAAUACUGAUGUUAAUCGUAAUAUACAAAAUUUAUUGCCAGGUAUUAGAAAUUCGGUAGAUGGAUCUUCGUAUAAUUCUGUUGUUAGCAGUAAUAAAACAACAACGGAAGAUGAAGAACAAAUAAUAAUUGUUUCUAAUCGUGAUAAUAUUAUUGAUAAUAAUACGCGUGAACGUAUUUGUAAUAUUGGUAACAACAAUACGUCGACACCAUUAACGAAAUCUCACAAACGUAUUGAGAAAAAAGGAAUCAAUGGUGGUGGUAUUAACGAUCUCAUGGUUAGGGCUGUUAGAGCUAAAUUAGCAAACAGCGUUAGUAGUGCUGACGAUGAAAGUGGAUUUUCAUCUAUGAGCUCAUUUCAAGAAGUUGGUUUACCAACUUCACCGAUAUCACCUAUCAAAGGUUGUCACACUGAAGUUGGUUUACCUGAAAUUCCUAUUGAAAAAGUUGCUCAUAGAAGAUGGUCAUCGAACCCAACCGAAAUACAAGCACUCAUUAAACGACACAGUGCAGCUAAUUUUCCGACAAAUCAAACCAAUAACGAAUCAUUAAGCGUUUGGGUUUAAAUUAAACGUUUUUUUAAAAAAAAAAACGGAUAACUUCGUUAUAGGAUUAAUUCUUUAUUUUUAAG
Molecule: messenger RNA, 1442 nt
Organism: Polistes canadensis
Lineage: Eukaryota; Metazoa; Arthropoda; Insecta; Hymenoptera; Vespidae
Exons: 2
Source: RefSeq, a predicted model, not a curated record